UUUAAUCAACUAAGAUCUUGUUUUGGUACAAAAUAUGUACCAACUUUUACUGUUUUGUUGGAGUCAACCCUCUUUUUAUGUUUGUUACUUUCACUUAUGCAGCUUCAUUUAAGCUAAUAGCUAGUUAGCAUGUAAGCUAAAGCAGGUUUUAUACCAAUUAUAUUAAUUGUUUCAGUGUGUCAACUUCUUUUUGUACUUGUAAGUUUUUUUUAUGUUUGUUUUGAUUUGAUUAGCUUUUUUUGCCUCAGCCUAAAAGCUAGAUUUACAUCAGCUGCUAAGUAUGCCAGCUAGUUAGCGUCAGUGCGGUAAUUAUUUACUUACUAGCUAGAACUGGCACAAGAGGAGUACUAGUUGCUACAGACAAACUCCUGUAUAUUUAUAAGCUUUAUGUCGGUCAUUUGACAUACUGCGACACAUUUAGGCCGCUAGAUUGAGAUAAUAUAGCUAAUUUUGUGCUAGUUUGUUGUUUUGUGUGUAUGAGCUUCUUUUGCGAUUUUAUGAAAAAAAAAUUCUUGAGUUGCACUCGUUGAAGAAGUAGUUAAAAUAGUUAACUAAUUUUACACUAACUAAGAUCUUGUCCUGGGGUAAAAUAUGUUCCAACUUCUACUGUUUUGUUGGAGUCUUUUUAUGUUUGUUACUUACUCACUUUUACAGCCUCAUUUAGGCUAGUUAGCAUAAGCUAAAGCAGGUUUUUCUACUAAUUAUACUAAUUUUUUCAGUGUGGCAACUUCUAUUUACACUGUGUGUCAACUUCUAUUUACACUGGUAAGUAUGUUUAUAUUUGUUUGAUGUAUUCAAUUUAAUUUGUUUUUUUGUUGCUUCAGCCUAAAAGCUAGAUUUACAUCAGUUGCUAAGUAUGCAAGCUAGUUAGCUUCAAUACGGUAAUUAUUUACUGAUUAGCUAGAACUGGCCCAAGAGUAGUACUAGUUGCUACUGACAAACUCCUGUAUAUUUAGAAGCUUUAUGUCGGUCAUUUGACAUACUGCGACACAUUUAGGCCGCUAGAUUGAGAUAAUAUAGCUAAUUUUGUGAUAGUUUGUUUUUUUGUGUGUAUGAGCUUCUGUUGUGAUUUUAUGAAAAAAAAAUUGUUGAGUUGCACUCGUUGAAGUAGUAGUUAAAAUAGUUAACUAAUUUUACUCUAAGAUCUUGUUUUGGUGCAAAAUAUGUACCAACUACUACUGUUUUGUUGGAGUCUUUUUAUGUUUGUUACUUACUCACUUAUGCAGCCUCAUUUAGGCUAGUUAGCAUAAGCUAAAGCAUGUUUUUCUACUAAUUAUACUAGUUUUUUCAGUGUGUCAACUUCUAUUUACACUGGUAAGUAUGUUUAUAUUUGUUUGAUGUAUUCAAUUUAAUUUGUUUUUUUGUUGCUUUAGCCUAAAAGCUAGAUUUAUACCAGCUGCUAAGUAUGCCAGCUAGUUAGCUUCAGUGCGAUAAUUAUUUACUAAUUAGCUAGAACUGGCACAAGAGUAGCACUAGUUGCUACAGACAAACUCCUGUAUAUUCAUAAGCUUUAUGUCGGUCAUUUGACAUACUGCGACACAUUUAGGCCGCUAGAUUUAGAUAAUAUAGCUAAUUUUGUGAUAGUUUGUUUUUUUGUGUGUAUGAGCUUCUUUUGUGAUUUUAUGAAAAAAAAAUUGUUGACUUGCACUUGUUGAAGUAGUAGUUAAAAUAGUUAACUAAUUUUACACUAACUAAGAUCUUGUUUUGGUACAAAAUAUGUACCAACUACUACUGUUUUGUUGGAGUCUUUUUAUGUUUGUUACUUACUCACUUAUGCAGCCUCAUUUAGGCUAGUUAGCAUAAGCUAAAGCAGGUUUUUCUACUAAUUAUACUAAUUUUUUCAGUGUGUCAACUUCUAUUUACACUGUGUUGCAGGUCGAAGCAGCUUCAGGGUGUUGACGGAAGGCACACAGCAGCUGGAGGAGGCAUGACCCGGUGAGGCCACAGUCUCAGUCCAAGAGGAAGCGUGAAGAGCCCAACUUCAUGGAGGCCGUCCCCCCGCUGCAAAGGUGCCGCAUGUUUAGACGACCGUGAGCUGUCCUGACCUGCACUCCUACUGUACGAACGGCGGCGGCGGCGAGGGGCGGGGGAGGACGCCGCUGAUGCUGCUGAUUGGCCGGCGCCACGACUGUCAUGCAGGAGAAGAUGGAGAAGGGCAAGGGGUCGCCCGAGGUCACAACCCCACCGGAGGGCGGCUGGGGAUGGAUGGUCGUCGCUGGCUGCUUCCUCGUCACCAUCUGCACACGGGGUGUCACCAGAUGUGUUGCCAUGUUCUUCGUGGAGUUCCAGCUGCACUUUGAGAGGGAUUAUUCCACCACGGCCUGGAUCCACAGUCUCAUAGAUUGCACCACCAUGUUCUGUGCUCCUCUCGGCAGCUUCCUUGUCAACCGUCUGUCAUGCAGAGCGACCAUGAUGCUCGGCGGACUCAUGUCCUCUAUCGGCCUGGUCCUCAGCUGCUUUGCCUCCAGGCUGGAACACCUGUACGUCUCUCUGGGGAUCCUUGCAGGUGUGGGUUUUGCGCUCAACUUCACGCCGUCCAUCGCCAUGGUGGGACGAUACUUCAGCGAGAAGAAAGCUGUGGCCUAUGGUAUCGCUCUGUCAGGCAGCGGCAUCGGGACCUUCAUCCUGGCCCCGGUCAUCCAGCUGCUCAUCGAUCAGUACUCCUGGAGAGGAGCCAUGCUGGUCCUGGGCGGCUUCGUGUCCAACUUGUGCGUCUGUGGCGCUCUGAUGCGGCCCGUGCAGCCCCGCACAGGUCAAAGGGCGAGACAGAGCGGCGAUGGCAACAUGGCGCAAGAAGUCGAUGCCAAAGAAGAACCUUCGGGUCACAGUGUGGAAGAUCCAAAGUCGCUGGAAAUCAGCAGCUUCAGUCGCACUCAGAGACUUCUCAUCGCCAACGGAGCGCUCCAAAGCUGCGAGCUGGAGGAGAGCCAACUACCUCCGGGCAAGGUCGCCUUGCCGCCGAGCGGCCCCGAAGCCGGCUCGACGGACAUCAAGCUGGCGGAGUGCAUUUUAUUAGGCAACAAGCUGACGCCGGCCAUGCUCGGGGAGCUGCAGGUCUCCGACGCCAAGCUCACCAAGCGGGUGCAGGACGAACACAACAAGAUGGGGGAAGACGCUGAUAAAGGCGUUAACUCGCCCGGGUGUUGUCGCUGGCUGCAGCCAGGGCGGGACUUUGGCUUCCUUCUCAUCCCCGACUUCAUGAUCUGGUCACUGUGCUUCCUGUUUAUGGCGUACGCCUGCAGCACACCUGUGGUCUACCUGGUUCCCUACGCCAUCAGCCAGGGCGUGGAGAAGAAGCAGGCCGCCUUCCUCAUGUCCAUAUUUGGCAUCAGCGGCAUCGUGGGAAACAUCACCUUCGGGUGGAUCACAGACAGGAAGUGCCUGAACAGGUAUCGGAUGCUUAGCUUCAUGCUAAGUGUAGCGGUGGAGGGCCUGUGCUGCUGGUCCCUUCCGCUCCUGCACUCCUUCGCCCCCCUGGCGCUCUUUGCCGUCGUCUACGGCUACUUCGAAGGCGCCUACGUGGCGCUCAUUCCCGUGGUGACCUCGGACGCGGUGGGCUCCGACUACCUCAACUCUGCCCUGGGUGUGGUCUACUUCCUGCACGCCAUCCCGUACCUCGUCAGCCCACCAAUCGGCGGUUGGUUGGUGGACGUGACGGGAAACUACGCAGGAACCUUUUUCCUCAGCGGCACUUCCUUCAUAUUAAGCUCGGUGGUUCUCGCCAUCGCCAUGUUGGUCCGACACUCCUGGAAGACGAACCUAUCCUGUCCAAAACGCGCUGAAUGUCAACAAAACAUCAUCUGAUGCUCAAUAUGUGUAUUUAUCUUGAAAAAAAGACAAGUUUUCUACAUGGUACCUGGUCAAAUGUGUUUGGGUUAAUGUCUCGUGUGUGUACGGUAUAAUAAAUACAUAGCAGUUACAUGAUGUACUGUUGAUUACUGUAAAGUCAAUGUUGUUAUCAAUUAUUGACUUGGUCAAGGCUCCAAUUACUUCACAUUAAAUAUUCCACUUUGAAGUAUGUUUGGGGAAAAUGUUGCAUAUUUUGUGCGUUUGCCAUAUACAAAACCCAAAACC
Messenger RNA from Nerophis lumbriciformis (worm pipefish), 4074 nucleotides. RefSeq names its product monocarboxylate transporter 12-B-like. Lineage: Eukaryota; Metazoa; Chordata; Actinopteri; Syngnathiformes; Syngnathidae. Gene Ontology annotation, molecular function: transmembrane transporter activity. Gene Ontology annotation, biological process: creatine transmembrane transport. The record is from RefSeq and is a predicted model, not a curated record.